AUGAGUGAAAAAGUCUUAAAACAUUGUGUUCAACACUGUCUUAAUUAUCCCGCUAAUAAUUGCUAUGGGUAUAUUUGUAACGGAGAAAAAUUCAUUGCUGUUUCACAUGCACCUUGUCUUCCUCCACUUAACUCUAUUAUAUAUGAUGAAAUUGCAAAAAUAGGAAUUGAGGCUAUGUAUGUUUCAAGUACAACAUCAACAAUUCCAUACCCAUAUCUAGAAUUUGCUAAACAAAAAUCUAUCCCAAUAAUUUAUUUAAUUUCAUUAUAUAAUCCUUCUAAACGAAUUCAAAAAUUUAAGUUUAAUUCUAACAAUAAGUGGGAACCAACUAUUAUCGAAUGUGAAUUAAAAGGAGUUAUUGGUGAUAAAUCAAUUAAAGAAUUUGAAUCAAUCUAUGAGAAUUCUUAUUAA
Messenger RNA from Entamoeba dispar SAW760, 411 nucleotides. RefSeq lists its product as uncharacterized. The record is from RefSeq and is a predicted model, not a curated record. Lineage: Eukaryota; Evosea; Mastigamoebida; Endamoebidae. Bases 1 to 411 code for a protein of 136 amino acids. The transcript has a single exon.